CGAGGGCGCUCACUGUAUGACUUCCGGUAAAGCUGUUCUAGCUAAUUCGUGUGAAAUCAUUGAUGAAGAAAACCAGUCCAGCUUGAAGACACAAUAAUGAAGACCCUUAUGUAGGCCAACUGUGAACUGCUGUAGGGUGCAGCAUGUCUCGACACUCGAGUGGAGGAGAGGUACCCACAGGGACCUGGCUACUCAAAAACAAUGGACAGCUCUCAAAUGAGGAUGACCUCCUGUUAGAUGUGGGCAGUCCAAUGUUGAGCUCUUCUUUGUCUUCCCCCUCCUUUUCCCUCCAGAGGAAUCGGGCCAGUUCCGAGUCGAAGCUGUUUACUCCUCCUGCUGAGAAACGCACGGGAACAUCCUCCAAAAUGUCCAAACGAGAAUCAUUAAAGGUACAGAAGAAGUACUACCGCAGCCAGAAGAAACAGGCCACCAAGGAGUUGAUGAGCACACAUAAAGAUUCCUCUGUCAUUGUGCUGGCCGAUUGGCUCAAGGUCCGUGGUACACUCAAGAGCUGGACCAAGCUGUGGUGUGUUCUGAAGCCUGGGCUUCUUGUACUGUACAAAAGUGAGAAACAAAAGAGUAGCUAUUGGGUGGGAACCGUCCUGCUGAACACCUGCAGGCUGAUCGAGCGACCAUCUAAGAAGGACGGUUUCUGCUUCAAACUCUUCCAUCCUCUGGACCAAUCAAUCUGGGCCACAAAGGGACCAAAAGGGGAGACAAUCGGGGCCAUCGUUCAGCCACUGCCCUAUUCCUACCUCAUCUUUCGGUCCCUGUCAGAAUCUGCAGGAAAGUGUUGGAUGGAUGCCCUCGACUUGGCCCUGCGCUGUACAGGGCUGCUGAUGAAGUCAAUGAAGAAGGACCCCCACCUGGUACAGGGGGAGAGCCCUGAUACGCCUGGCACUCUUCUACCCCCCUCCACAGAGCAAGAACAACUCAAUGAUAGUGAUUGCGAGAAGCAUUUCGCUGGUGUAGUUAUAGAUCUUGAAGAGGACAGCAGGACAGACAGGGAGGAGAUCAAGACCGAUUCUGAGUCGGACACAGAGGAAGAGGAGGACAAAGUGUUUGAUGAUGUCAGCCAGCCAAGCGAGACAUCGUACUUGGAGAAUGUGGUUGAGGAAUUGGGACAGCAAGGAGAUGCUUGCCAAACAGAAGAAGUUGAUGACGAAAACAAAAGUCUUAUCUGGACCCUGGUGAAACAGGUACGCCCAGGUAUGGAUCUUUCAAAAGUGGUGCUGCCUGCCUUUAUCCUAGAGCCACGCUCCUUCCUAGAUAAACUGUCCGAUUACUACUACCAUGCUGACAUCCUUUCAGAAGCUGUUACCUAUGAAGAUCCUUACUCCAGAAUGAAGGGUGUGAUUAAGUGGUACCUCUCGGGUUUCUACAAAAAGCCAAAGGGGCUGAAGAAGCCAUACAACCCCAUCCUAGGUGAGACCUUCAGGUGUUACUGGCAACACUCCAAGACAAAGAGCCGCACAUUCUACUUAGCUGAACAAAUAUCUCACCACCCUCCAGUGACGGCCUUCCAUGUCACGAACCGCCACGACGGCUUCACAAUUAGUUCUAGCAUCCUGACCAAGUCCAAGUUCUAUGGGAACUCCUUGUCCGCCAUUUUGGAUGGGACUGCGAAACUCACAUUCCUGAAGCGAGGGGAGGACUACCUAGUCACUAUGCCAUAUGCUCAUUGUAAAGGAAUCCUUAUCGGGACACUCACUAUGGAGAUGGGUGGCAAGGUGGCCAUCGACUGUCCAAAGACGGGAUACAGAUGUGAGAUGGAAUUUAAACUCAAGCCUUUCCUAGGAAGUGGCGCAGCGUCUAACAGAAUUUCAGGGAAGAUCAAGAUGGGUUCAGACACCUUGUCCCAUAUAGAAGGUCACUGGGACCAGGAAGUGUUUCUCAAAGAGAAAGGCUCGUCGGAAUCUGAACUGUUCUGGAGCCCAACAUCAGAGGUGAAAAGUCAGAGACUACUGCGCUACACAGUUCCUGUGGAAUCACAAGCAGACAUGGAAUCAGAGAGACUUUGGAGGCAUGUGAGUGAUGCAGUGGUCGUCAAUGACAUGACCUGUGCUACACAAGAGAAGUUUAUACUGGAGGAACGUCAGAGGAAAGAAGCACGUGAGCGCAAGGCAAAGAUGGAGGAGUGGGUACCUCACUUAUUUGAGCGGGAUCUGCUGACAGGAGACUGGGUCUAUAAACAUUUAGAUAUGAGGCCGUGGGACCCCAGUAAUGACCUACUGCAGUAUGAGUCAAGCUAUUGUAUUCAAACAUGGACACGUCACAAGACACCUGUUGUCCGUACAUGUAGCAUUGCUAGUCUGGAGCAGCAGCCGGUAGCCACAGUUGGUCGUCAUGCACCCUGUAUCCACCGAAACUCUGUGAAGAGGCUACGCAUUGUGGGAGAGGAGAGUGAAAGUUCAACCCCAGAGAUAGACACUCGACACAACAGUGACUCUUCUGACCAAACUAAAGCUCGACGAAUUCAGCGUGCAGCAUCCAACAACAAGGGCCGAAUAUCGGAGGAGACACUUGUGAGAGCCUUGCAGCCAUUGGUAGACAUGCAAAAUGAAACCAACCAAUCAGUUCAGCUGUUACAAAAACAAAUGUUUUCGCUGAGCAAGAGGACAGACCAGCCUCAGGCGAGUGCUCUUGUACAGAACCGUGACAUUCUUGUCGUGCUUGCUGUCGUCAUAUGUCAGGUCCUGCUACAGCUGCUGUGGAAAUGAUCUGUUGUUGAUAAUCGUUUGUUUAAAACUGUUUAAUCAGCUGUGAUUCUCACUUUUACGAAUAAUGUAUGAUCACUCUAUUAUUAUCAAAAAGUGCAAUAGUGAUUGUGAAUGAAUGUAUUAUGAUUAUUGGGACGUAAGCAGAAGGUUCCGACUGCUGUGGAUAGCAUUAUUGGUGUGUCACACAAAGCUCCUGUGGUAAAGGGGAGACAACUGUGGAUGUGAUAGGGCAAUCGAGAGAUAGAAAGAGGAUAGAGGUAAAUGUAUAUACACUUGUGUGAAAACUGUAUUUGUUUGAGAUCUGUAAAUUUUUAAAAGAGGAGAAGUGUUUUUUGGACAAGAUUCAUCAGUUUGGAAACGUAUCGAUGUAUUAUGCAAUUUGUUUGAAAUCAAUAAUAUAGAUACUCGUGCAAUAUUUUUGCGGACACCUUUGCGAGAAAAAUGGCCUAAUACAUUCAGUCUGUGAGAACAACUAAAUCAAGUCUUUUUGACUUUUAAAAGAAAUGGUGAUUUCUGACAGAUAGGGCCUGUUCGUUUUUUCGGACCAGCUUGUUUGUCUAUUUUUUUAAUGUAACAUGUCAAGGUUAGAACCUGACGAACUGCAAAUGUUAAAGCAUGCCUUAAAAGUCUUCCCUAAGGUUUGCUAGAAAAAAUACAUCCAAUCACUUGGUCCGCUCCUAUGUUAUAAACGAACAACUUUGGUCCAAUUAGUUAAACAGUUUGGAACAUGAUAAACGAAAGUGACCCUGGAAAUCUAUAUCAAGUACAUGUGUAAUUGUUUGUAAACAAAUAACAUGAUACGGAGAAACAUUUACAUUUUCAAAGGACGGACUCGCUGGGAGGUAGCUGUGAUGUUUGAAACGAGGAGCAUUAGUGCAUCCAAGGUAUACAUGAGAGAACCACAUUGUACAAUGGAGCUGCAAUAUUGUUACCUGUUACUGUUAUAUAAACUACUAAGUUUUUACUCAGUUAAGUAUCAUUUACGUAUUUAAAUGUGGGAAUGAAGAAAGUGAAAGUCUUCUCUCAUUCCUUCACUGCUGAUCUGAUUUUGCUGUUUACAUAUGAUCAUUUCUGCUGUAUUUUUUUCACGUUAUAUACAAGAGCAAUGUUGUUUAUAGGGUUUACAGAUCUUAGUAUUAUAUCAUACUAUUGGAAACAUAUUCUCAAUUUUGUUUCAAGUUAAAUUAUAUGGAUACAGAUGAUUUUUUUAUGUUAACUCUGAUUGAAAUAAUUAACCCAGGUUAGAACAGAUGAGAAAUGUACAGGUAGUUUAUAAUACCUUCAGUUAAUGAAUGGUCACUUUAUACUUUAUGCAUUACAAGAAAGUUACUUCACUUAUUUUGUCUUUGUUUAACUAUUAUAAAUUUAAUUGAUUAUGUAAUUAAAGGGCAAGCUUAAAUUUUUCAAAAUCAUUGGUCUUUGUGGUAAGUGGUUUUGAAAGAGUACCUGGUGGAAAAAGAAAUAUAUCAGUAUACAACAUGCAUAUACAGAUGUAUAACUGUAUACCAGGACAUUUUUGUUGCAGUUAAAUUUUCGCCCUCCUUAAUGGACAUAAAUUUAUUAUUACUACAAACAUUAGUAAACAACACCAUAUACAUAGUAAUUAAAUGUAGAAAGCAAAAUUAACACUGGGCAAAUAUGGAUUUAACCAGCUAAGGCCGAAAGUUUGACUUAGCCUUUUUUUUUUUAAUCAGAAACAAGACUAUUUCAUCUGUCAAUUUGAAUUUGAUGAAUAAUGAAACUUUAUGCUGGGAAUACAGUUAUACUUACCGUACUAGAAAAUUUUGCACAGCUCUGUCGGGCAAGUAGACACAAUUUUUUUACUUGGGUGCAGCAAGCUAUUGGACAUGAGAUUUUUCUUACCCCUGUUAAUACAAUAUUAUACCAAAGUUUAUUGAGAUAUUUAUCCUUUGGAAAGGUGUGAAGUUUGUGUUCACUAACCGUGCAAUUUCAGAUAUAUUCAAAAUAUAUAGUUUGAUUUUAAAUAUUAUUUACUAUUUUGAAAUUUCCAUAUUAAGGUGGGUUCUUUUUGUGUUUGUUUAUCUUUUCACAUAGAUUUACAUAUUUAACAUGUAUUCUGUAAAAUAUAUGUACUAAAAUACACGUAUAAGACUUGUACACACAUCAGUUAAGGCUAAAUUGCACAUUUAUUUGAAAGAGUUUUUUGACGGAACAUUUUCAUUGUUUUAUUAAGAUGAAAUCCAAGCAUUUUAGAUAUAGUAUGUUUCACUUUGAAUACUUUAAAAACAUUGAUAUUGUGAUGUGUAAAUUUCCUUAUAUCACACACAGAUUUUACUUCACACUUGUAGCAUAAAGCUGUGGAAUUUCAGUUUCACAAUUGUGCAUAUGGAGGAGGUGAACUCAUGCAAUAUAGUUUAUACAUAAUAGGAGUUAAUGGUCGGCGUGCUUAUGUUUUCACACUCAUAUACAUCAUACACUGUAAAACAGAUUGCCACUAUAAUUAGCUCAGACAUUUGAUGAUAUGGUAAGGAUAUAAACAUAUCAUGGCUGUAAGUAAGGGAGUCUCACCACUUAUCUGUUGUAUACCAGCAUAGGACUUUUUUUAUCUCUCUUUCAAAUGAAUUGAUAGAGCGAUGGAGCAAUGGAGCCAUGCUUAUUGUUAAAAAGAAAAUUAUGAUGUAUCUUUCAUAUUUUACUCUUUGCUGUAUAUUAAAUAGGCAAGCAACUCAAAAUCACAAAAAUGCCAAACAAAUUAGCACUCUUCUUUGUUGGAGGUUAUACAACACGGAGCCCUGAGACUCUACCUUAAGUUCUACUUGGAAAGACUGAGUAUGAUUUCACAAGAUUUAUUUAUCUAGUCACUUCAACAGACUCAGGUCUGUGUUUUCACUUUUGCUCAAAAUGCAAGUAGGUCUAGAGUAGACUUCAGGCAAUCAAUGUAAAAUGUAGGCUCCACUUUUACAUAUGUAUGAUAGCUGAAAAAAGAGUGUCCAAUCAUCCAGUGAUGUGCCAUUCGCUGUUCACAUCAUUACGUAAGAAAUUGACGGAGAUUGUGUCACAGUUCUGAGUUUAGAGAGUUCAGACAUUAUUGAUAUAGAAAUACUUUCCAUCUUCAGGUAUAGUAUUAGUGGGAAAGGGUUUUCUCUAUCCUUUUAUAUUUCAUUUAAAAUAUCGAUAGACAAUUUUCCUAAUGUUGGGGAAACUUGGUUGCCUGUAGUUUAGUACAAACUAACAUAUAGUCUGUAGCUGUCACAGCUGGGUUUGGCUGUAGUGUCAAACUUUUAAAACUGCUCAAAAGGGUAACAAAUAAUAUUGCAAUAAUGUUUUUGUAUCUGCACAUUCAAAUUACAGAUACAUUUUAGAACUGUCUCAAGCUGUCAGGGAUUAGAUUGUUCAUGAUAUUGAAUGUGAUAAUUUUAUGUACCGAUUAAAAACUGCUUUAUUGGGUAAAAACUUGGUCAGAAAGAUAUUAAAUAGUCACGAUUAGAUUUUGGUUGAUGGUAUUUUGUCAUUGCCUUUGCUUGUCCAAGAAACAGCUUUUUAUGUCAUUAGAAAUCUUUAUGUCAUACUAGAAUUGCAAGGGACAUUUUAUGUCAAUGGCGUAUAAGCAUUUAUCAAUGUUCUGGCCCCAAGAUCAUGAAAUGAUCUGAAGUGUAAAAUUGUUGACUUAACAGUCACAAAUAACGUCAUAAAAAGUGAGGUCAUACGUGAAUGGCUUGCAAAAACUUCAGACUAAGAUAAUUUCAUGAUACCAAGGCCAGAUCCAUCUUUCUUUAAUCACAUAUGAACUCAUUUUAGAAUAGAAUUUCAUUGGUGAAAUGUAUCAUUCAAUGAAUGGUAGAUAUAAAAUCAUUCAUUUGCUGUCUAUUUAGAAAAACAUGUUUUAAUGCAUAAUAAAUCUUUUACAAUGUCUAUGUAUAAUAUAACUAGAAUUAUAUACUAAAUAAAAGUACCUCGAAUGUAGGUAGAUGUAUGGUUUGUAGAAAGUGUGUAAUGGGACCAGAAAGUUUACUGGUGUAGAGGUUCAUAAUCAUAUAGAAAUGCUUAGUUCGUUGUUAUCUAGUGACACCAACUUAGAAGGAAAAAAAUCUCUCUCAGAGAAUGAAGGUUAUUAUUUACUCAGAAAAUGACUGAAAAUGUUUACAUUAAAACUAAAAAGAAUGAUUUUUUAAUUGACUAUAUCUCCAGAUGUGUUCCCUAACUUUUUUGAACCCCGUAAGGCCUCGACCUUUCGAGUCUUUCUGGGAUGUGUUCUCUUUCGUAAACAGAUCUCUAGAUUAUUUUACGCUUUGAAAAAUUCCUGUAGUCUAUAGCUAGGACCAAUUGGAAUGCAUGCUUCAUUAAAUUAAGACCUGGAAAAGAAUGGGUAAUUGUGCAAAGCAAAAUAAGUUAAUAUAAGACAUUUCAAAGAUUUUGUUUUUUUCUACAACCAAGACCAAAGCUUCCAUAUCCUAGUUAAUGGUUGGAGGUUGUAUUAGUCGUAAAACCCAAACCACAGCCUCCAUAUCCUAGUUAAUGGUUAGAGGUUUAUCCGUCGUACAACCCAGACCACAGCCUCCAUAUCCUAGUUAAUGGUUGGAGGUUGUAUCAGUCCUACAACCCAGACCACAGCCUCCAUAUCCUAGUUAAUUGUUGGAGGUUGUAUCGGUCGUACAACCCAGACCACAGCCUCCAUACCCUAGUUAAUGGUUAGAGGUUGUAUCGGUUGUACAACCCAGACCACAGCCUCCAUAUCCUAGUUAAUGGUUGGUUGUUGUAUCAGUCGUACAACCCAGACCACAGCCUCCAUAUUCUAGUUAAUGGUUGGAGGUUGUAUCAGUCAUACAACCCAGACCACAGCCUCCAUACUCCAGGAGUUAAGCUCACUUUUGCACUUUGCACCCGUGAAAUAUGUCGUAGUAAAAUUGAAGGCAUGCUGCUAGCUAUUUGACUUCAAAGUCAGACAAUUGUACUGUUGCACAACUGAGUUUGUUUGAUGUACAUCAGAGGAUCAAACUAGUCUUCUUGUCACAUCCACAUGGUGGCGCACACUGAGCCUUCGAAUUGAAUGUCUAACUUGACUUCCCCCUUGAAGUGCUAUAUUUUGUUGGGUGUUAUGUUAUAUACAAUUCUCUAUUUCAAACCACUUAUUUAUAAUUCCAGGUUGUCAAACAUGACCAAUUUAUCAAUAAAAUAUGGUCCAACAUGU
Mizuhopecten yessoensis (Yesso scallop) is the source of this 7869-nucleotide messenger RNA. RefSeq names its product oxysterol-binding protein-related protein 8-like. The transcript is spliced from 21 exons. The record is from RefSeq and is a predicted model, not a curated record. Gene Ontology annotation, molecular function: cholesterol binding. Lineage: Eukaryota; Metazoa; Mollusca; Bivalvia; Pectinida; Pectinidae. The coding region runs from base 144 to 2720 and encodes 858 amino acids. Gene Ontology annotation, cellular component: intracellular membrane-bounded organelle; cytosol; membrane.